AUUCGCUUCUCGUCGGCAGAGCACAACAAAAUAAGAAAUACAUAUAUCUUGUCGUGAAUAUGAAAUUGUCCCUGCACCGAUUCGCGCCAAUAUUCCUGUUCCUGCCAAGGAAAUGAAAAAAAAACGUAAAACCAUAACAUAACUGGACCCAACUAAGACAAGCCGUGCCUCCACCAUUUUGAUUUCCCCACUCGUCGUGCGUGCGUGGUGCGGACUGGUCCAUGAUGCCAGUAAAAUGUGCAAAACCGAACAUAAAACAAAUUUAUCCUAUUGUUAUCUAGUGAGCCAUGGAGCGGAUUUUGCCUGAAGAAGCGGAAGCGGCCCACUUGAGCGAAGCGCGGAAGCAGAUAUUGGAAGUAGCCAGGAAUCGGCCGGGAACCCAAGUGGCCAAGUGCAUCCGCGCCUACGAUGAGCAACAGGAGCUCGCCUUGCUAGUUGUCCUCCUCGAAGAGCUCUCCAAGAACACGGACUACUCCACGGAUCUACGGAUAUCACUGGGAUAUUAUAUUGAAGAGCUACUGCGCCACUGCUUAGGACGAAAUUAUGUCUCCCGAAGAUCGGCCAUCGUGGCCGCGGGAAGUGCCCUACAGUACUGCGGCAAGAUCUAUGGAGACCGAGUGGAGUACUUGUACCAGGUGGUGGAGCACCAGAUCGAAGCCCUGCUCACAUCAGAGUUGCAGAAGGAGACGCCCAGCGGAAGUGCUGCACCGGAGAAAAACGAGCGCAGGCCAGAGGAAACGCGCAAACGUCCCGCUAAAAAGCUAACUAACAAGGAAGUUGAUCCCUAUUUGCUCACGUUGGAACCGAAAAGGUUUAAGACCAUGUCGGACGACAAACGCUUUAACGCGGCGGGCUUUGUAAAGUGCACGAGAAAUCGGACGAUAGAAUACCUUUAUCAGGAUCACACGCCGCCCAACCUGUGGAAGCAUGCGCCAAUUGUGGAUCCUCACAAUCCCUACGACCAGGAUGAGAAAAAACAGUACAAAAUGUUUACGUACCACGUAGAGCAUAGAUACAAUACGCUUCUGCCAGAUAUUCCCUUUGAAAGGCUGAAUCUCAUUAAGGAAUAUGUGCACACAAAUCAGGUGAACACCACGGAAAUUCUUAAUGAGCACAUGACCACAAAGGAAUAUCUGGACGAGUAUAUAGCGCUGGAGAAUCAAAUGCUAGCAGCCCGCUAUGGAGCCAUUGUCACAACGAGAAGAAGAUUGGUUGAUUCAGCGAGAUUAAUGGAGGACAAUUUGGAUGAGGGACUGGCAAAUGAAAUGUGCAUGGACAAGAAUCUGACAAUGGACACGGACGAAACUGUUCCUAUUGACCAAUCUUUGGUUGAUGAAAACAGCAGGUCCUUAACCACAGCCGACUCCACGAUGGACGUCAGUCAGGUGCAGAACUUUACUUUAAACAUUAGCGAAGUCGAGGCGACUUUAAGCGUCAGCCAGGCAGAAAACUCCUUAAGCGUUAGCCAAGAAGAGAAUCCUCCGCUGAGCAGCACAUUAGCCAUUAACGAGUCUAGUGUUCUGGACAGCACGAGAGUUGAUCCCAUUAAAGAUCUCACUCUAGAGGAACUGCUGCUAAUCGAUUCAGGGAUCGGUUUGGAAGAGUUUUCCGAUAUUCAAAUGCAUACAGGUAAAGCAAUGGCAUUCCAACGCUCGGCAAGCGUACUAAGGAUAAGGGUUUUUUUUAAUCCUUUGUUUAUGGUUUCAAAUACUUACAUAUUUGUUUUUCUUUACUCUUUUAUUUUGGCACUUGUCAAACACUUGCAUCCCUGCAUUGCAUUUGUCACGGCAGGCCAGUCUUUUGAUGAUGAGGGUGUUGUUCUUUCAGAUUUAGAAGAUCAACGCCAGUUGUCGCCCAUGUUGCAGUUGAUUAGCCAAUCGGUAGAGCCAAAAACCAUUAAUAUCAUUGAGAUGGAUGCCGAUCUUAUCAUGAAUGUUCCAAGGGAGGUAAGCUAUCCCAUUCUGCUGAAUGUUAUGGGUCUCCCCAUAAAACGCCUGCGUCGGAAAUGCAUCUUUAAACUUCCACCUGAGUUCGACUUAUUCAGGCAAGCACGGUUUCCUACCAAGCGAGAGGCGCAUCCAAAAUCACCAACCACUCCCAGAGCUGUAUUGCAAAUGGCACGAGAAGCUCCAUUAAUUGAAAGAGAAACCGGCUCCCCCAGUAACUUAGAGUUUGAUAGGGAUUUUAAUUUUCUGGGUUUCUGCCAACGCCGAACCACAUUUGACUCGGGCUUCGAUAUCAACGAGGUGCGUGUCUCAGGUUGUGUCUCCACCUUCGGAGAAGUUAAAACUGAGCUUGAAGACGAGCCUGAAGCCAACACCAAUAAUUUAACUGAUGUGAGCACCAGCGGCGCCUUUAAUGAGAAUGUGAACGCCGCAAUGGAAAGUGGGCUUGGAGAUUCACUAGUGCAGGAAUUAAACGCUUCCACAGAACCCAAUGCGGAGAACAAUACCGCAAAUUCAUCGCAACUUGAAGUGACUGCAACAGAAUCGUCCGGAAUGCUAAGCGGACUGGAAACUGGACUGGAUUUAGGAAUGGAGAGCGCGUUAGUUAGUUCUGUAUUGGAUUCAAGUACUGAACCGAGUGCAAUGGACAGUAAUAUUCUAAAUGUCACCCAACCUGACAAUUCAGACCUAGAGAUUUCAACUGUGCAGGACCAAGAUACCUUACAUGACGAAGCAGAUGCAAAUGAUUUGCCUGCUGAAACAGCCAAUCCAGGUGUCGACGACAGCUCAUUGAUCCGGGACUGGCAUAGACGAUUGGCUCCUGCUUUGGAAGCAGCCCAUGAACGGCAGAAUUUCAACAUUAGGGACUUGGGCACCGAGAUCUUGGGCAUUUGCAAGGCGGGCAACGGAACAGCCACGUUGGCCGACGUCAUGGCUGACAAGGAUCCUAGUAUCAUGUGUCGCUACAUGCUGGCUUCCCUGGUACUGACAAACCACGGAAACGUAUCUCUGGAUUUUGGAAAUCGCGAUAAAAGCCGAGAGAUCAAUGCCCUUUCCCACGCGGUACAACAAGAUCAAGAUGCUGCAUUAGAUAUAAGUUCUUGCCAGAUUAUUUACCCGCAAUUGUGUACAAAUGUAAGUUUUAGUUACGUAUUAUAAGGAAGCUUGCAAUAGAAAGAAUGCUUUAGAUUAGGCUUAUCGAUGUAAGAAACAAUAUUUCUGUAGAGUAGUAGGCCAGUAUUAUCUAAGCUCGAUUUUCCUAAGCAUGAAGACGUUUUUUAGUUUUUGUUUCCUUCAUUUUUUCAUUUAUUACGCUUUUAGUUGCUUUUGAAAUUUUCACAUUUUUAUUAAUUUCUAUUUCUUUUGAACAUUUUUGAUUUAUUUUACUUUACCUACGAAUAGAUUUACUUCGUAUUAUUAUUUCCAUGAUUUCCUACAAAUUUUACACUUCUUUGAUUUAGAACAAAAAUAGACAAAUUUUUUUGAUUGACGAAGCGCGUGUUUUGGAAAUCCUUAUGAGCUGGUAGUACUAAAUUCAAGUACCUGAUCUCGUCUGUACAAAAGUAUAAACAUAAGAACUCUUCGGACAUAAGACAAAGUUCAAGAUAAAUUAAGGAUAAAGUGUAUAUAUGUAUGUAUUUACCAGAGUGCAAGCUAGUGUCUAUUUACAAUCAUUUUAAGAUAUAAUGUUUUUUUCGUAAGUAUAAAAUGUAGUUCUUAAGGAAUAAAACGGAACCAUGCAAUCA
Messenger RNA from Drosophila sechellia, 3691 nucleotides. It is a transcript of the gene Cap-H2, whose product is annotated as Chromosome associated protein H2. Gene Ontology annotation, cellular component: condensin complex; nucleus. The transcript is spliced from 9 exons. Gene Ontology annotation, biological process: mitotic sister chromatid separation; meiotic chromosome condensation. Lineage: Eukaryota; Metazoa; Arthropoda; Insecta; Diptera; Drosophilidae. The coding region runs from base 288 to 3104 and encodes 938 amino acids. The record is from RefSeq and is a predicted model, not a curated record. Gene Ontology annotation, molecular function: chromatin binding.